GGGAGCGGUGGAGACAUCGACCAGCUGGGGCGGGGCAUCGUCGUCAUCCAUGUUGGGCUUCGGAGUGCAACCAGAGGGAAGAGAGGGGGGGGAUAGAGAGUCGAGGAUACUAUGUCAGAUGCGAUGGAGAUGAAGAGAAGCAAGUCGGGGAAUGACGUUGCCGCAAGAGGCAGGCUAGGGCUUAGGGCACCGGCAGUCAUGGGCGGCGAUGCAAACCAGAGAAACCAGGCCAACCAUGCCCGUGAUGGGCGGCCCGUCACUCCGGCCAGCUCCAUCUUAUCUCCUUCAGCUCUCUGUUUAUCCACUUCUCCAAUUCUCGUCUCUCCUUUUUUUCCCCAUUCCUUUCCUUCUUUUCUCCCCGCUCGUGCUGUGCGAAUCUUCUCGCCAUGGCUGCUGCGGGCGUCUCCCAGGCUACCUCCCCACGCCUGCCCAGUCCUCCCCCGUUUACGGAGGUCCAGAUCGGGCCCAAAUCGCCCUCGGUCGGCGAGUCCUUCGACCACGAGACCGAGCGAUUGCUGGGCGCUUCACAGAUCUCGGAGGAUGGCUCGACCCGGAGAAUCCGCCCGGGCACUAGGGCUGUCGACAUGGCCUUUGGACCUCCUUUGAUUCCUCUCUCCCAGCUCGACUCCCCCUUCCAACUCCAAGAACACCUUAAGGCUCUUUACAAUCAUUACACGCGACCAGAAGGCACCGAUACGGUAGUUCCCAUCAGCCGGGAGGUCGCCAUCCAGCUUGCGGAGCCGCCGGACGGCGUCGACCGGUCGCUAUGGCUCUACGAAUUGUGUCGUUUCCUAACCAUGAAGGUCAACAACCUCCUCAUCGCCUUCUUCGCCGACUCACCUCCCUGUUCCGCUCAGACCUGUCCUGAAAUGCGUGCGUCCGAGUGGCAGUACCUCUGUGCUGUCCACGACCCGCCCAAAUCCUGCUGCGCCAUUGACUAUUGCUGCCACACCCUCGAUUGGGCGACAAAUAUCCUCACAUCGCCCAAGUAUUUUCCCAGUCGGCUGACCCUCGGCUCGGAAACCGGCGGCGGCGCACAGGCCAGCAUGCGACACCUGACCAACAUCUUCCGUCGGCUGUAUCGCAUCUUCGCGCAUGCCUGGUUCCAACACCGGGAGGUGUUCUGGCAGGUCGAGGGUCACGACGGGCUGUAUGUCUUCUUCAAGACGGUUUGUGACAUGUACAGUCUCAUUCCGGAGGACAACUACACGGUUCCUGCGGAGGCGGAGGGUGUCGAUGUCCAGCAGCCGCCGGCGCUGGAGCACACGGACAAGCGUCGGAUGACGAUCCUGCGCAAAGACAAUGAAUCGUUUGCCGCAUCGUUGGAGAACAUGGAGUCGGCGUCAAUCAGCACGGGGGCCACCACGCGGCGUCACAAGAAUAGCCCGUCUGUCAGCUCGAGUGUCACAACCAUCAGCGAGGGCGCUGAGGAUGACGAGCACCCAAGACAGCAGGCUGUGGCGGCAGCAACAGCUGCGGUUGCUGCUGCAAACGCCGCCGCGGCUGCGUCUUCCCCUGUUGCUGCUUCCUCUGCUCCUGCCCCUGCCCCUGCUCCGGAGCCUGAGUCCGAGCCCGAGCCAACACCAGAGGCGGCUAGUGAGGAGCAGACGUCCCAGCCCGAGCCAUCAGCCGACAGCAACGGGUCUAAGAUUACAGUUUCUGAAGUCCACGCCGAGGAUGACGAGGCCGCUCCAGAGUCGACGGGGAAGCCAGAGCCAGCGGAGCCCGAGACCAAGGUCGAAGCGGACGAGCCGGCGGCGGAAGCUGAAGGCGAAGCCUCCGCAGAGGCUGCAGAGGCUACAGAAGCUACAAAGCCCGAAGAAGAGUCGGACGUGAAGCAACCUAGCUCGCAGGAACCGCCGGCGGAAAACGAAGCGGCGCAGGAGGCGUAGCACGAGCACAUUUUCUUUCUGAUCUCUUCUCCUGACAUGAUGCCAUGUGUCGAUACCACGGUUGUAAUAUGUCUUGCUUGAUGGAAGUGCAUGCAUGUUAGACGGGGCCCUGAUGUAAUAUACGACUCGAGCGAGUUUAAUGAUACCCU
Aspergillus sclerotioniger CBS 115572 is the source of this 2041-nucleotide messenger RNA. RefSeq names its product Mob1 family protein. Gene Ontology annotation, cellular component: cytoplasm. Lineage: Eukaryota; Fungi; Ascomycota; Eurotiomycetes; Eurotiales; Aspergillaceae. The transcript has 2 exons. The record is from RefSeq and is a predicted model, not a curated record. Bases 387 to 1892 code for a protein of 501 amino acids.